AUGAGUGACUGGAAACUGAUGCUCAAACGUCGUCGCACGCGUAGGUGGGAUAGUUCUGACCCUGAUCGCGCUCCCCCGCCAUUGCCCUUGAACCCGCGGUCAAUGAGUCCCAUCACCAAAUCUCACAUCUCGCCAAACGUCCAGGCCAUCGCGGCCAAGUUCACGGAUAAGCCCGGCGAAAACACGAUAAGCUCCUACACAACAAACUCCAUGUCCCCCAAGCCUCCAUCAUCACCAGAACGACAGUUGGUUAAGGGCAACAUCCACAAGCGCAUGCAGUCGCAGCCCGGUGACGCCCGCUCUGAAUUUCUCAACUACCUAGACAGCCGGUCGCCGGAUCGACCUCAGCGUGCGACGAUUGCUGAACCACCAGCGAAGACGGAGGACUCGAAGACUACCGAGUCACCGUCGCAACGUCCCCACUCCGAGCGUGACUUCUCAAAUUACCUUCUUUCGAGUCGGUACCUUUCCAAGCCGAUUUUUGGGGAGAGCACCCCUCCCUCAGCAACCAUGUUGGCUCUUCAAAACAUGCAACUACCAGCAGACACCGAGUCUCCAUCGCCGUCAACUCGUCCCAAAAUGCUCGCUGCACCCGCACCAGUAGCGCAAGAGCCACAGGCGCACAGCAUGGAGUCGAUUUCAUCUCAGAUUCAUAGCCUUACCGAUAUUGCGAGCAGUUUGCGGCACGAAAUGGCUCAGCUGAGCCGACGAAGCAAAGACAAUGCCACCGAUCUGGUCAGCCUCAAGGCUGCGACCAACGCCCGCGACGAGGACAUUCGCAAAAGUCUCAGGGAUCUGACCUCCAAUCUUUCUUCCAAGUUUCUGGACCCAGACUCCGCAAGGUUUGAUCUUAAUGCUCUAUUAAGUUCUGUGGAUGGAAUGAACUCUAAGGAAUUGGAUAGUUCUCCAAGACAAACGAAGUACUCGGCACCCCGUAUGGCCAGCCCUAAUCGGUUUGCUUCCUAUGAUCGAGAAAUGUGUGGAUCACCGGGACCCGUAUCUGAUGGCUCGGCCAGCAUUGCUCUGCUCGAAAAAGUCCUGCGUGAGAUGGCGACCAAGGAAGGUGAAGAAAAGCUUUUGGAACUUGUGGACGAAAUCAAGUCUCGACCAGCUGCCACUCCAUCCGACAAGGUUGCCGACAAACAGAUCACCACGAUGCUCGAAGAGAUCCUCAACCUCGUCAAGGAGGUCCCCUCCAAUCGAGCCCUCAUCCGCUCCUCCACUGUCGCCGACACUUCUAAGCUUGCUCCGCCUGAUGAGACCAUGCAUGACGGUCUUAGAUCCCGUUCGCUUGGCUCUAUGGAACCAUCAACUGUACACGCGCUGGAUAUUGCGAAGGGCGAUAAAGGUGAACGCUCGGGUUCAAACCCCGACGAGAUUCUGUCCAUUCUGAGGAGCGUGAAAAAUAGCGUUAUCGAAGGAGGCGGAAUGACCAGCGGAGUGAAGACCUUAGUGCGCGAGCUGCGUGGAGAGGUUCUGGGCAUGGGACGGGAUCUGGCCCGAAGACUUGAAGCCAUCGAGACAACCAACGAGGCCAGGGAUGUUGGCAACGAGAAGGAACUCCAACCCCAGGCUCUUAGCUCAGAAGAGAUCGCUACCGUUGUCGAAAACAGUCUUCAGGACCUGAAAGAGCAGCUGGCUGCCACUGUCAACGAGAGCCGAGAACAUUCAUCGGCACUUUCCCAAUUCCAAUCGAUGAUGAACAGCGCCGAAAUUUACUCAAUUGUCAAAAAGGCUCUUGAUGAAUUCGAGCCUCCACAAGCUGCUCAGAACGAGUCACGAGGUGUUGGACUGGAAAAAGAAGAGAUCCUUGAUACCGUCCGCGAAGCAUGGGAGACCUACAAGCCGGAGAUCGAGCUACAGAACUUUGGCUUGGAGCGUGAUGAAAUCCUGGAAUGUCUCACAGAAGGACUCAAGUCAUACCGGCCACAAAACGAGCAAGCCGUGACCUAUGAUCAAGUCUUGGCCGCUGUUCAAGCCGGAAUGCAGAACUUCGUCCCACCCCCAUCAGACCAACAGCAGCAGACCAUCACCAGAGACGAGAUCAUCUGGACCAUUCGUGAAUGCCUGGAGAAGCCCGAGCCGACUGCUUCCAGAGGCCUUGAUGAGGAUCACCUCAACUCCCUUCGCGAUGAAAUUCUUGCCGCUGUCACUGGAUCGGUGGCUACGCAGAGCAUGCUCAGCACGAAAUCUCUCGACUCCGGUCUCGGUCAUGAUGAGAUCGUCAGUGCCGUUUCCGAUGGCCUGGAGGCGCACUUCGCUGCUGCCAAGGAGAAGGACGGGACACACAUUACGAGGGAGGAUGUCGUCAACGCCAUCAACGAUGCCUUCAACUCUCAACAAUCUGCUCUCAGCAUACCCACCCAAUCGACUGUUUCCCGCGAAGACAUCAUGAAUGCCAUUGCGGAUGGCAUCGAGGCUUCACACUCAAUUUCCAGGGAUGCCUCUCAGUCCUUCGUUUCUCGAGACGAGAUUCUGGCUGCCAUCGCAGAAGGCCUUGAAGCUUCAUCGGCUGCUCGAGACAGUGCCGUCGCCAAUAUCCAACCAAGCGUGUCUCGUGAGGAAAUCCUGCAGACCAUCGCCGAGGGUAUUGAAACCUCCAACUCGAUCACCCGAGAGAUCGAACUAAACAAAGACGAUCUCAUGGAAGCAAUAACGGCGGGUCUCCACGAGGCGACCAACUCUGUGAACCUCAAUCCUAGCGACCAGGUACUAGAUAGGCUUCAGGACCUGCUGGAUGGAAUGAAGGAGGAAUUCAAACAGUACUCCGCAGCCAAUGGUAAAGACACUGAACAGGUCCUUGAUGCGAUCAAGGAUGGUCUCCAUGAUGUUCGCAGAGAACUUGACGCCUACGUCGUGACAGCCACCGAUGUCUCCGGGAAGCACGAGAUCAUCGACACUGUCAAGGAAGGGUUCCGCCUUCUCCAGGCUGACAUGGAAAAAACGAUCACGGAUGCCACUUCGUCCACUGCACCCAAGAAUCCAGAUACUCCCGAGCUUUUGGAUGCCAUGGAGAAAGAGUUUGAGCACUUACGGUCGACCAUUAGUACUCUGCUCAUUCAGGACAAAGCCCCUGGUGACAAGGACGAGAUUAUUGAUGCUAUCCGUGACAUUGCCGAGCAGCAAAGAAGUGUUGUGCACCCAGAGCCAGGUGCCGACAAGGACGAGAUCAUCGCGGCUCUUCGUGAGCACUUCGAGUACCUCCGUGAAGAAACAAUGCAGCGACGAGAUGGCAAUGAGAGCAUGCUCUCUUCUACCAGCGAGCUUCUGGACGCAUUCAACGAUGGCGUCGACUCAAUCCGCGAUGAUUUGAAGAAGUUCCUGGACAAGCCUUUCGAGUUCGACAUGACAGAAGUCCUCGACACCAUUAAGGAUGGACUGGUCGAUCUCAAGACUGAUAUGGAUUCUCUUCGUCAAUCUCAAAGCGAUGAUGCCGGUACUACCCGGGGAGGUGAACUCAUGCUCGCUGAUUCGGGAGUUGGGAGUGGCAUUGAGAGCCUGAAGGCGCUUAUCACCGAGCUUCAGGGCAAGGUCGAUGCCAUCGAGACUCCUCGUGCCGACGAGCCCACCGAGGAUGCACUGAAACGCGGACACCUGGACGAACUCCUUGUCGCCAUCCAGGAAGUGCAGGUCGUCGUGGCUGAGAUGAGCAACCAGCACACUGAAGGACUGGCUCGAAAAGAGGACACCGAUAACAUCGAAGGCUUAAUCAUGAGCACAAAGGCCCAGAUUGACGAUAUGGUGUUCCCGUCGCCCGACGAGAUCGCGACCUCUGAACAGAUCGGCACCCUCGAGGCAGUAAUCCGGGAGGCCAAGGACUCUAUCGCCGACUUGUCUACGCGAAUUGAAGCCGACGCCCCCACAAAGUCAGAUAUUGGAACUCUGGAGGGACUGAUCAAGGAUGUCUGGAUUGCCCUGGACGAAUUGAAAGGAUCGACCAAGGGUGAUGAAGCCGCAGAACAGUCCGACAGGUUGCUGAAAUCCGACUUGCAGACAGUAGAGGCCAUGAUCUUCGAGGUCAAGUCGCAGGUGGACGAGCUGAGACUCCCCGAUGUGGAGACCCUUCCAACCAAGGCUGAUAUACAAGAGCUGUCUACUAUUGUCACUGAGUUCCGGGAGAAGAUGGAAGCCGACAAUGAUCUCACGGGACAGGGAUUUGAGGCUCGCAAAGUCGAGCAUGGCGGUCUAGCUGAGAAGAUUGAGGAGGCCAAGUUUCUUGUUGGAGAACUCGGCGACGAGCUAAAGAGCAAGCUUGAUGGCAGCAGUGAGGGACUUGCUGAACUCAAGCAGCUUCUUGAAGGGCUUGCCGUCACAGCCGAAAGCUUCACCACCGUCGAAAACGUAAGGGAGCUCACCGACCUCAUCAAUCGCGAGUUCGAGCGCGCACGUGGUGAGCAAGACGCCGGAAAACUCGACAACGAGGAACGCGAUGCCGCGGUCAUGACCAAACAUGACGAGACUCGCGCCGCAAUAAUCGUCGAACUCGGGGCCAAGAUCGACGAGAAGAUUGCCGAAGUCAUGUCCAAGUACGACGACGCCCAUGAGUCUCUUCAUUCCCGAUUCUCCGAGACCGAGGAGCGAGAUAUGACCCAUACCGAGGCGUUGACUGACACCAAAGCCCUUGCUGAGGACAUCAAGCUUGUCAUCGGUGCUAUGGGCACAAGCGUGAGCGAGUCGUGCGAGCGAAUGAGCGUGGACACCAAGACGUUCUUCGAGAAGGUUGAAGAAUCCUGCAACCGGAUGGAAGACAUGUCCAAUGAAGUCAAGUCGCACCAAGAACAAGCCCGAGUUGAAAGCGAGCGAAUGGCCGCAACCACGGAGCGUGUGGAAAGCAAGCUCCUUGAGUUUCACCCCCAGAUAUUGGAGAGUGUUCAGGAAAUACUCUCGAUAGUUAGCCAGCACUACGACCACUCCCAAAAGGCAGUAGAUGAGUCCAGGUCGGAGCUCUCAUCUACGGUUAUGCAUGCACUUCCUCCCGCAGGCGAAGACCUUGAAAAGAGUCCGCUGCAUGACAAGCUCGACGAUCUCUUGGAACACGCCAAGAACAACCAGGUCCAGGAAGUUCUGACUACACUUCUUGAUCACUCGAGAAACGACCAGCUCCAUGAAAAGCUCGAUCGCGCUCUGGAGCAAGGUUCUGGUGCGAACGGUCCGGUCUACGACAAACUUAAUGAGCUUCUUGAUCAUGCUACCAACGGCAAUGGCCCCGUCCACGAAAAGCUGGACAUGCUCCUUAGCCACACCGCGAACUCGGAGAGUUCAGUUACGCAAAUGAUGAAGCUUGAUGAAAUGCACAAGGACAUCAUGAACACUCACCGCAAGAUGAACGAGAUGUUUACUGCGCAGUCCGCGAUGGUUGCCAAAGAAAAUACACGGAAGCGCCAGGAAGCCGAAGAUGCUGCCAUUGCGCUGGAACGCCGAGUCGCACAGCGGGAGCAAGUUGAAGCUGACAUCGUCGGUCUGAAUGAAGAAAAGGAUUCCUUGCUCAGCAUCAUCUCCACUCUCCAGGCGGAGAAGGAGGAUCUCAUCAAACAGAACACAAAACUGAACAAGGACCUCUCCGGACUCGAAACUGCUCUCGAAAUCCGCCACGAAGAGAUGCGGACCAUGGAGGAUCGUGCCGAGGGAUUGGAGAAGCGGAUCUUGGAGGGUGUGCUCGACCAUGCUCGCUCUGUGCUCCUCAGUCGGUCUAACAGCAGCGUGCCGAAUAUGAGUCUGAAGCGCAACCGGACUUCUCAUGGCACCAUUCGCAGUUCCAGUGGGACUAGCAAGACCAGUUACGCUAGCACCACCAAGGACUCCAAAGACAACCGCGAUCUACUCGGGAAUGGUGUCGGCAUUGCCCUCAAACGCCGCGUACCAGCCUCACUCCAGGCCGGCCUGGCGGCUGUGCAGCCCAACAUCGGCAAGGAGCGGCGCAUUCUCAGUCUCAGCCAUGUCACAGGUAACCGGGUUGCGGAUCGACAAGUGAGCGGCAACAGCAGCGUCACCGGGCUAAAGCGCAGCCACUCGGUCAAAUCGAACUUCUCGCUACGCAAGGCCUCGUGGGGCGGUCGCACCUCGCUGGCCAACAAGGAGAACGAGUCCGUCCUCGAAGAAGAUGAGCUCGACAGCGGGGGUGAGAGCGAUGCUGAGACAGAGCGCCGGACCAGCUAUACCGGCACGUGCACUGAGAGCGUGACGGCGACGGAGACGGAGAGCAUGGUCUCGGCGACAGACCGACGCACCAGCGGCAUGAGCUCCACCACCGGUCAGGUUACGGUCGCAAGUAGUGUCGUGGAGGAGUCACAGUCCCCUAUUUCAGACGCCAGUGGCUCAGAGUACAGCAGGACUGAGUCUGAAUGUGACAUGCACACUGCGCACGAGGACCAGGACCCGGAUGAUGAUGUGGAGGAGCAGGAUGACCGAACCGCCUCUAUCCACAAGAGGUUGCUUGAAAAUGCACCGCCUCCUAGUGACAGCGGGCUUGGGACGGAUAUCUCUGUUGCGUGA
Messenger RNA from Penicillium lagena, 6492 nucleotides. RefSeq lists its product as uncharacterized. Bases 1 to 6492 code for a protein of 2163 amino acids. The transcript has a single exon. NCBI's taxonomy places the organism in Eukaryota, Fungi, Ascomycota, Eurotiomycetes, Eurotiales, Aspergillaceae. The record is from RefSeq and is a predicted model, not a curated record.